Messenger RNA from Cuculus canorus (common cuckoo), 1574 nucleotides. It is a transcript of the gene DNAL4, whose product is annotated as dynein axonemal light chain 4. Gene Ontology annotation, cellular component: dynein complex. The record is from RefSeq and is a predicted model, not a curated record. Gene Ontology annotation, molecular function: dynein light intermediate chain binding; dynein intermediate chain binding. NCBI's taxonomy places the organism in Eukaryota, Metazoa, Chordata, Aves, Cuculiformes, Cuculidae. Gene Ontology annotation, biological process: microtubule-based process. The transcript is spliced from 4 exons. Bases 249 to 569 code for a protein of 106 amino acids.
AUGGGCUGCGCGGGGAGGCGGGACUUCCGGUCGCCGUUGCUAUGACGCGUUCGGCUCCUCCUUAGCAACCGAUGGCGGCGGCAGCGCGGAGGGGCCGAGUGUUUUCUGGGCCAAGAAGUUUCCCCUCCUGCUGAAGCUGCUCUGCCGGCAUUCACAGAACUGUGUUCCUCUCUGCUGUCUGCGCUGCAGCAGCUUGCUGAGCUCCUGGCAGCCCCUCUGCCCCUUCCCGGGGUCCCUGUGAAAGGGCCAUGGCAGACACCGGGGAGGGGAAAAAGGAGGAGGCUGAUUAUAAAAGACUUCACAACUUUCCACUGAUUAGGCACACAGACAUGCCAGAGGAGAUGCGUGUAGAGGCCAUGGAGCUAUGUGUCACAGCAUGUGAGAAAUACACCACCAACAACGAGAGCGCUGCCAAGAUGAUCAAAGAGAUGAUGGACAAGAAAUUUGGGUCCUCCUGGCACGUGGUGAUCGGGGAAAGCUUUGGCUUAGAGGUCACUCAUGAGGUGAAGAGUCUGCUGUACAUGUUCUUUGGUGGCAGCCUGGCCGUUUGUGUCUGGAAGUGUUCCUGACAUCUGGCCAGGUCUCAGACUUGCUGCAUACAAGAGGUUUCUUCCUUCUCUUUUCAGGUUUUGUACAAUCUGGAGGUGGGACUUUAUUUUUAAUAGUUAAAUGUCAGUAUUUUUUAUUUUUUCAAACUGACGUAACAGUUCCGUACGAUACAUAUAGGAGGUGCGUGUGUGCGUAUAAACUUGCUAAGCUGUCCUGUCCUUGCUUGUGGGAUUUCUCCUCUGUCAGUGGCUCUUUCCUUGGUGUCUGAGCCGAAGCAGGAAGGAGGUGGGGAAUAGGUAAUCUCACGACACCCUGCGGCGUCAUACAGCAGUGCUAGGAGGGGGAAGCAGAAGAGAAAAGGUGCUAUCUAGCCCUAUGGGUUGUUUUUCCUCCCACUGGUUCCACAUUGUGUCCUCUCUUCUCUGCCUGCCCCACUACUGUGUUGGUGUGGCUCUGACCAGCAGCUCUCUCUCUGAAUGCUGAAGAAUGCCUUCUUCCCUGACUUCUAAGAUGUCCACAUGGAACUGACAGUGCCAAGGGUCUUUGUUCGGACUGCCCGUGGAGGUAUUAGUCAUAGUGAAGUAGAAUCGGCUUGCCCUUCCCUGCUUCUUUUGGGAGGGUACAACAGCUGAGCUGCCUGGGUGUAGGAUGUUGCUAUGCAAACUGCCCCCUCUUUUCUCACCCACCGCACGCUGAGAUAGCAUGAAAACACGGGCGGCUGACGGCGCCUGGGGAGUGGGUGAGAACUGUUCAUAAGGCUCGAAUGCCUCCCUGUCAGUUCUUGGGGGUGUUGCAAGCACUGUGUACUUUCAGCAUCUUGUUUGGAGGCUGUUAGGGGAAGGAGGCUCCAUGUGAGAUAUCACUUGGUCAUCAGAAACCUACUGUCUUUUUGGACUUGUGUUCUUUUAGCCUGCUUCAUCUUUUAAAGCUGUCAGCGUUGGAGGAUGGAACGAACAUAAUUGUAUGUUACGUAGAUGGCUUAUUUAUAUAAAUCUGUGGAACUGUGUUUUUAAAAUAAAAAUUUA